Messenger RNA from Harpegnathos saltator (Jerdon's jumping ant), 2590 nucleotides. RefSeq names its product 4-coumarate--CoA ligase 2-like. NCBI's taxonomy places the organism in Eukaryota, Metazoa, Arthropoda, Insecta, Hymenoptera, Formicidae. The record is from RefSeq and is a predicted model, not a curated record. Gene Ontology annotation, molecular function: CoA-ligase activity. Bases 97 to 1755 code for a protein of 552 amino acids. The transcript has 8 exons.
ACAAUCGAUGGAGAGGAUACGGGUUAGUCGGUUUCAUCCAUUUCUACAGCUCGUCGUUUCUCGAAGCGCGCCGAGCGUAUCCUUCCGUGCUUCGCGAUGGUGAACCUAAGGAACGAAGACGUCACCGACGAGGGUGACUUGACGUUUCGGACAGAGAACGAUAUUUUGAUCGGCGAGGAGGCGCCGAUCCACACGGAAUGCACGAAUGUCGGGGCGCUGGUGUUGGAGAAGCUACGGAGCAGGCCGGAGUUUAUCGCGCAGGUGGAAGCGGUUAGUGGCGCGGAGACCACUUUUGCAGAGAUGACGGAGAAAAGCGUAAAAUGCGCGCUGUGGCUGAGAGAGCAGGGUGUUCAGCCGGGUGACAUAAUCGGCAUUUGCACUCACAAUCAUCUGGAGUCAUACGUGCCGUUACUCGCGGCGCUCUACCUAGGCGCCAUUAGCAACCCAUGGGACAACGAACUUUCUCCGACGACCGCGAGUUAUUUCCUCUUGCUGACGAGGCCGAAAAUAGUGUUCGUGAACAGCGAAUCGGCCGAGUGCCUGAAGCAGGUCGUCAAAGAGCGCGACAUGGACACCAGGCUGGUGGUGUUCGACGCCUCGGCCGGGUCCGUCGAGCACGCGCUAACAUUGACGGCUGUCCUGCGCUCCCAGGACGCCGCGGCGAUUGACGAAUUCGAGUGCGCGAAACUGACUGGGCCUGACCACGUUGCCACUAUCGUUUGCUCGUCGGGCACCAGCGGCUUUCCGAAGGGCACCGAGAUCAGUCACGCGGCCAUGAUCAAUUAUAUGGCCCACGUGAAGAUCCACGAUCUCAAGGGACACGUGUCCAUGUGGACGCCGUCCAUGCGUUGGUACUGCGGCCUGUUUAUCGUCAUCAAGGCGAUUCUCGAUUGCUCCAGGAGAAUCAUAGUGCCGGAUUACGACGACGACGAGGGGCUGUGCCGCUUCAUCGAGAAGUACGAGGUAUCCUGGUUUAGAUGCGAUUCCUGCUUCCCCAUUCGAUUGGUGAAGUUCGGCGUAUUAAGCAAGUACCGACUACCAACAUUGAAAAUCCUUUUGUUCGGCGGCGCGCAUUUCAAGGGGGAGCUGCAGCAGAAGCUGGUGAAACUUUUGCCACAUACCAAUGUCAUACUGAGUUACGGAAUGACGGAUUAUGGUGGAUUAUGCGCCCGUCAGACGAAAUACAGUAAACCAGGCAGCUGCGGAUUUGUGUGCGAAACAGGACGGCUGAAAGUGGUCGAUCCUAACACGGGAAAGGUCUUGGGGGCCAACAAAACUGGAGAAAUAUGGGCCAAAUCGUCGUACAUGAUGAAUGGAUACUACAACAACCCUGAGGCCACGAAAAGAGCUCUCGAUUCGGACGGGUGGUUGCAUACCGGCGAUCUCGGUUACUACGACAACGACGGCGAAAUCUUCCUCGUCGACAGAAUGUCGGAAUUCAUCAACUACAGAGCUAUCAAAAUAUCGCCCGCGGAGAUCGAAGCCUUAAUUCAGCAACAUCCCGCAGUUCUCCAAGUCGCUGUUGUGCCGGUGCCACACAGCGUCGACGAGCAACACGCCAUGGCUUUUGUCGCGAAGGUGCCCGGCAAGGAGGUGACGGAACUCGACAUAACCGACUUGGUGAAGCAGAAUAUGCCGUGGUACUGCAGGUUACACGCGGGAGUUAAAUUCAUGGAAAGGCUGCCUCGCACAGCCACCGGAAAGAUCGCCAAGAAAGAGCUCAGACAAAUCGCCAAGAGUUAUGUUACGGGCUGAGAGAGAAGUCGCGUUAUUAGAAAUAUCACCGGAUCGCGCGUCAUAUUUAUAUCGUCAUUCCCGACUCGUGGCACUUCACACACUUGCUUUUCUGCGUAUGCUCUGUAGCAAUGUUGUUCUCGCGUCAUGUGUCUUUAAUAAAUUAAUUUCAUGCAACUCCAAAGUAAAUGGCGGAGCACUAUUCUCUAUUAUAUUUGCAGAGUACCGUUUCAACGCAUGUACACACACGUGGCUCGCGCCGCGUAUUUAUUAGGUGAUUACCGAUGAAAUAUGAUAUUACGAUAGUGUAACGAUACGUACAUUAGAAUACAUAUCGCAAGGUAUUUAUAAUAAUAAACCAAUUAAUACAGCAUUAUCGGGGGAAUGGUUCAAAUAGAAACUGGUCCCGUUCGUUACAGCACGAAUAAAUCCAUUACGCAUAUAUUUGUGCGUGCACGCCUGUGGCCGCCGUCCUCCCGAUACGUACAAAAUUCACUCGCGAUAAGAUCGCGAGUGAAUGUCACCGAUAAGUAGUACGUGUAUGCGUAUGUGUGUUCGCGCGCGUACAAGAUAGCAUUAUCUACGGGGCAUUUUUCAGAAAGAGGUCCACGCACUUAUUUCGCGUCACUGGUUAUCGCUGGAUACAAAUGGACAUCGUGAACGGCGUAGAAAUACCACGAUACGAAAUAUCAUUACAAUGUUGUAGUUCGAAACGGCGGGAAUUGUUCGUCAAAAGGACGAAACCCAAGAGAUUCCCCGAACGUCUCGCUCGUCUAUUUCACUCGCCAUUGGAGCGGUUUUCCCGUCGCAAAAAGUACGCAUUUUUUACGUUUUAUGCAAGUUAGCACAAACAUUU